AUGCAAAAUGAAUGGGCUGAAAAUAGGCUGGCCGAUUUCAAUCUCUGGUCUACUGGCGUCGGCGCCUAUACGAUGGGGAAAGCCUCACUGGAUCAUCGACUACGCGCCAACCCGGAAGCGCACACUAUCCUUAUCAAUCUCUUGUUGAUGUUGAAGAUUCUGAUACAUAGAUGUAUAGCUGGAGCUAGUGAAAUCUAUACCACCGUGGAGCUGUCUGACAAGGAGUUAGCCAGGUUGACAGAUGUUGAAGACAGUUUGAGUCAAAUUACAAGGCUUACCGUUGCGAUCCGAAAAGCCGGGACACGGUCUCGACUGCAAAAAGCCGACUCCUCAUUUGAUCCCAGUUGUUCCCAGAUUUGCUCCCUGCGACAACACCUUGAACUCCUUCUCCUGGUGCAUCCUGACGAAAAUGGGAAUUCAGAUUCAAACAAACAGCAGCUUGACACUGCACGAUUGACAAAGAUACAGUUACGGCUGAUCGAUGCAAAUUUACGGCGGCGUAGUCGCUUCUUAUAUGCCCAGAAACAUGCUCAGAAAUUAGGAAUUAAUUACGGACGCCCAAAAAACACGCAAAGUGAGGAGCCAACGUUAGUAAACCAAAAGCCAAAUCCAGAUGUCGCCCAGACGACUACCUCUUUGCAGGAACAGAAGAUAGUUUCGAAGAAGGACCCGCAAACUCAAAGUACCACAACUGCCACGGUGAUGGAUGAGCCGAUUGUCCUUCCACCCUUGCCGGUAAUGACGGCUGUAACGACGGUCUUGUCAGUAACAAGCUCUCGAAUCACGUACCCAAAGCCUCCGGCUAUCCACGAUCGUCAAUUGCUUUUCACCUGUCCUUGUUGCUGCCAGUCCCUUCCUGCUUCCGUAAGGCAAAGCAGCCAGUGGAAGAAGCAUCUGAUGGCAGAUAUUUUACCAUACACGUGCAUUAUCGAGGAUUGCCUUGAGAUGGAGAAAUUUUAUAUGACGAAGGAGACCUGGUUAAGCCACAUGGACAAAGCACACGGGGGUACGGAGCAGUGGGUUUGUCAUGCGUGCUCCCAAAAGAAUAUCAGUGCCACCUUUAAGGAAUCGACUGAGUUCACUGCACACCUGGAACAGCAGCAUAGCAAGGGAGUUAGGCCACAGCAGAUACCCAUGCUACUUUCGGCAUGGCGGCGUAAAGUCCCUCUCAAAAUUACCGCGUGUCCACUCUGCGUUUUUCAGAGUGAUGAUCAAAACGUUCUGAUCGACCACACAGCUGAGCAUGUUCACUCAUUCUCGCUGGGGUCGUUGCCGUGGGCUCCGACCGAACGCUUGGGGGAAGAACAGGAAGAGGAAGACUACGGUAACUAUUUCAAAAAACAUCCGUAUUUUGACGUUGAUAGAUCCCUGUCGGACGCCGCAUCGGGUUCAUUGGGAGUGUCAUCCCUGACUACAGAUUCAGGAAGCAUUGCCGGCUCAGAUCUUGGGGAAUCGGCCAAUUUAACACACGGCCAGCUACAUCAGUUAACGGAGAAUGCUCUUGAUAAAGCAGCACGUGGUAGUUCAGAGCAGUUGGGUAUGAAAAAUUGGUUGGAAAUGGUCAGUGAAGAGGCAGAAAACCCGAAUCUGUCACCAGUGAUAAAAGACAACAGCUCUACCGGUCAUAUUUUGGGGAGUCGAGGCUCGCUGUACGAGUCUGACCAACGGGACCGUGCCAACCUCUGGAAAUCUGCCGACAUCUUCUGGGCAAGCGAUGUGACUACCGCCGUUGAUGGAGAAACGUCCCCAAUUCCUUUUGAAAGCUUCACUUCAACACCCCAUUUUCCGAGCUCUAGCGAUGAGAAUAAAGACAAAAUGCCUUUAUCGCAAGAAAAUCUCGAAAAACGGAAGGACCUGUUUGAGACUGAGGUGAGGGCUAUCCGGGCGGGAAUGUCAGCCUUGCCAUUAGAGGACCCGAGUAUCGUCUACCUACCCAUGCGGAUCCAACUUCUCAGCAUGAUUACCAACGAUGUUUUUCUGCCCAGUACUCACCUCCGCCGACUCAGUUCUGGAGAGGUCACGUCCGCUUCACCUACGGAACAAGCACGCCCCAGGAUGUUGCACGACAAAGUGAACGUCCCCGACAAAGCCGGCAACACCCCUCUCCAAAUCGCACCCCUAAAUGGACAAGAGUCAAUCGCAAAAUUCCUGACAGAAGCUGGCUGCGUAAUUAAUACUUGGGAUGUCGACAAAAGACACACUCUUCUUAUUGACAAUGUAGAAAAUAGAAACAUUGAAGUCGUGAGACUGCUACUUAAGGCUAGAGUAAACCCCUGCACCGUGAACGCCUAUGGGGAUGAGCCCUUCGAGUUAAAGUCUCAGACGACCUGGAAAAGGACAAGUACUAUCAGAUCCGAAAAGUAUCUGCCAGCGCGAAAGUUAACCCACGACCGAGAUACCAAAGUUCCAUCGAAACAAGCUUCGCUUAUGAGCACCUCGCGGACUCCUCCGCUCUCAAAGAUACCUCGUCAUCGGAACUACCUGCAGCUGAAGCGAAGCCCGUACUAG
Molecule: messenger RNA, 2508 nt
Organism: Penicillium waksmanii
Lineage: Eukaryota; Fungi; Ascomycota; Eurotiomycetes; Eurotiales; Aspergillaceae
Product: ankyrin repeat domain-containing protein
Exons: 5
Coding region: 1-2508 (835 amino acids)
Molecular function (GO): protein binding
Source: RefSeq, a predicted model, not a curated record